GGCCACGCUUUGCGUGGAAUCUCGUCUGCGUUUACGCGUCUCAGGUGUGUCUGCUGCAGCGUAAAUACGUGUUGCGGGGGCCGCGGGAGUCUAUGGGAAGACGCCGGAGGAGCCCAAAGCCGGGAAAUGGUUUGUGUGAUUUUGCUGGAUUCUUCAACCACUGGGGUCAUUUAAAAUAACAUCGUGUGGUCCAAAACAAUGUGACUGGGAGCAGAGACCUGAGGGAAGAGAACCUCAAGAUGUGAGAUGAAUGUGUUUACAUUUUCAGGACCCAGUGGCCUUUGAGGAUGUGGCUGUGAACUUUACCUUGGAGGAGUGGGCUCUGCUGGGGCCUUCACAGAAGAAACUCUACAGAGAUGUGAUGCGGGAAACCUUGAGGAACCUGGCCUCAAUAGGGGAAAAAUGGGAAGACCAUAACACUGAAGAUCAGUACAAAAACCAGGGAAGAAAUCUGACAAGUCAUACAUUAUGGAGAUGCUGUGAAAGUGAAGAAGGUAGUCAGUGUGGCGAAAACAUCAGCCUUAUUCCAAAUCUUAAUCUGAACAAGAAAAAUUCUACUGCAGUAAAACCAUGGGAGUGCAGUGAGUGUGGAAAAGUCUUGAUGAGUCGUUCAUCCUUUAAUAGGCACGUUAGAUCUCACACUGCACCCAACCCAUCCAGGUAUCAGGAAUGUGGAAAGAAGCCUUAUAAAUGUAAGGUAUGUGGGAAAGCCUUCAGUUAUCUCCAGCCUUUUCAGAAACAUGAAAGUAAUCAUGGUAUAGAGAAAUCCUAUAAAUGUAAGGAAUGUGGGAAAUCCUUUAGAUAUCGCCAAUCUGUUCGAAAACAUGAACGGACUCACACUGGAGAAAAACCCUAUCAAUGUAAACAAUGUGGGAAAGCCUUUCGAUAUCAUCAAACCUUUCAAACACAUGAAAGAACUCACACAGGGGAGAAACCCUAUGAAUGUAAGCAAUGUGGUAAAGCCCUCAGUUGUCCAAGUUCCUUUCGAAGUCAUGAAAGGACUCAUACUGGAGAAAAACCCUAUGAAUGUAAAAAGUGUAGUAAAGCCUUCAGUUGUCCCAGUUCUCUUCGAAAACAUGAGAGAACUCAUACGGGAGAGAAACCUUACGACUGUAAGGAAUGUGGGAAAGCCUUCAUUUCUCUUGGAAGCUUUCAAAGACACAUGAUAACACAUACUGGAGUUGGACCUUAUAAAUGUAAGGAAUGUGGAAAAGCAUUCAAUUGUCCCAGUUCAUAUAGAAUACAUGAAAGAUCUCACACUGGAGAAAAACCCUAUGAAUGUAAACAGUGUGGUAGAGCCUUCAGUUGUUCCAGUUCCUUUCGAACACAUGAAAGAACGCACACUGGAGAGAAACCUUAUCAAUGUAAGGAAUGUGGAAAAGCCUUCCAUUGGCUCACCACUUUUCAAGUCCAUGUGAGAACUCACACUGGCGAAAAACCCUAUAUAUGUAAGCAGUGUGGUAAAGCCCUCAGUUGUCCCACUUCAUUUCGAAGACACGAACGGACUCACACUGCAGAGAAACCCUAUGAAUGUAAGCAAUGUGGGAAAACCUUCAGUUCUCCUCUAGGUUUGCAAAUACAUGAAAGAACUCACACUGGAGAGAAACCCUACAAAUGUGAGAAAUGUGGGAAAGCAUUUGUUUCUCUCACAAGCUUUCGAAGACACAUGAUGACACACACUGGAGAUGGACCUUAUAAAUGUAAGGAAUGUGGGAAAGCAUUUAAUUGUCCCAGUUCAUUUCGAAUACAUGAAAGAACUCACACAGGAGAGAAACCCUAUGAAUGUAAAAUAUGUGGUAAAGCCUUCAGUUGUUCCAGUUAUGUUCAAGUACAUGAAAGAACUCAUACUGGAGAGAAACCCUAUGAAUGUAAGGAAUGUGGGAAAGCCUUCAUUUACCGCACAACCUUUCGAGGUCAUAUGAGAAUGCACACUGGUGAGAAACCGUAUAAGUGUAAAGACUGUGGGAAAGCCUUUAGUCGACCCAGUUCAUACAGAAGCCAUGAAAGAAUUCACACUGGAGAGAAACUUCUUCAAUGUAAGCAUUGUGGGAGAGCCUUUAAUUGGCCCACAUCCUUACAUAAACAUGUCAUGAGAAUGCACACUGGAUAAAUUAUAAGUGAUAAAUACAAGAGAGAUACAAGAGAGUUUCCUAUCUUAACAAAUACUGGGCUGGCCAAAAAGUUCAUUCGGGUUUUUCCGUAACAUCUUACAGAAGAAUGAACUUUCUAGCCAACCCAAUACAUUCAAAGUCAUGUGAAAACUCUACUGGAGAGAAAUGCUAUAACAUAUAAAUAAUAUGGGAAAGCCUGAUGUAGAUUAAUUCACAUAUGCUCCAGAAAAUUCAUAACAUGAAACAAAUGUUUUAAAAGUUAAAAAUAUAUCAUCUUUAUCAGUGGCUUAUUCUGAAGCUCUAAUUAUGGAUUCUACUUGUUAAUUUUGCAAAUGAACACUGAGCUGAAAAUUCUGUAAGUACUCUUUAAGCAAUAGUACAUAAGCUUAGUAGGUAGUAUUUUUCCUUAAGUCAGCUUAUAGAAUUUUUGUCUUUCCAUUUUGAAAUCUGUUGGGUCCAUGGGUGAACUGGAGUAUAAUUGUAAUGUGCCAAUAUUAUAUAAUGUGCUAAAAUAUAUAAUUUUUAAGUUGUCCUGUAAGUAAAGGGGGCAUGGAAUAAUGACACUGCGGUAGUUGUUGGGAUUUUCCUAUUGGCUUCAUGUGGCAGGUACUGGAUAUUUCUUACCCAUUGUAAAUAUGCCUCUUUUAUUAGAAAAACUUUCUUCUUUUGUCAGAAGAGCCUUCUUCCAUUUUCCUUGCUAAUAGUUGGCAUAAAUUCGUAAGUAUGUGAAGUUUAACAGAGUAUAAUCUCACUUGACUUAGUAUUCACAUCUUUUCUCUUUACUCUUUAUCAUUUUCUCUUUACUCUUUGUCAUUCCAUCUGACUGGGAUUUGGGUAAGAGACUUUAAGAAAAGAGACCCAUGUUGACAUCAACUGCAUACUUAAACAAAACAACCUUACAUUGUUUGCAAGUGCAGUUAUUUUAAAUUCGUAGCUACAAUAUCUCUGCACUGAAGCAACAUUUUUCCCCCACCAAUGCAUUAAAAAUCCUCUUACAUUAUUCUGAUAUCACCAGUUAGGGUCUCUUUUACCCAUAAUGCAAUUAGAAUAAUUAUAUCACUGAAGUCAACUAUUGGUAUUACCAUCCCUUCAUUCAUAUUAAGCACCUACUAUGUGCCUGUGCUGUAAAUACAACAAUGAACAUAACUGAUGUGGUUACUGCUCUCACAUUGCAGUCUGUGAGAUUAAAUAUAAACAUCACAUUUCUAGCUACUUUUUUAAAGUGUUAUUAACAUUUAAGCUCUGAUUCAUUUUGUAAUAACAUUGUACGUUAAUGGGCCGAUAAGUCUUUAUAUUUGCAAAAAGAAGAGAGACCUGUUACAGGACACUAAAAUGUAGAAUUGGAGAUGCUCUCCUGGAAUGUGUUAUGUUAACAUGGGUAAUAUGUUGUGACCUACAUUUUCUAGAACCUGUUCUUUUCAUGGUUCCAUGUUAGAAUUCACCACUAGCCUCCCUUGCAUGACACUUGGAAGGCAAAGUGAAAAAGGCCUUAGUUCUUGAGCCACACAGGAGUUUCACAUAUACCUGGUUCUAGCCCAUUUUCCUGAUUCUUUGCCCUGCCAGUCCAAAGUAGCCUCAUUACCACCAGCUACAUGACUUCCAUUUUCUCAGACCUGUUGGUUUCCACAGAUGCCUCCACAAGUUCCACAGCAAAGAUCCCUCACAGUUUGGAUUUUCCUGCAAGUCCUCAUGUGUCCACCAGGCAACAAAUUUAGACUGCUGUGGUUGAGAACGUUUUCUGAAGCACUGGCUCACCUCUAUAUUGUAUUUGUAUAAGGUCUAAUUUGUGUAGUAAACACAUUGUUCUGUUGAUACUGCUAGUGACUGUGUGUUCCUGAUUCCACUAUAGCAGCUACAGUGGUGCAGUCAGAAGAAACCACGUGGUCCUGUAGUGAGUUCCUCUACUGCACUGUGCAGUGACUUCUGUGGCCCAAUCCUUCCAUGUGCAAAUUAGCACCUUCCUCUUAUCGGAUAGAUUGUGGAUAUUUCCAAUCACUCACAAUUCAACAUAAUUCCUCAGUACAUUUUCAGUUAUGAUUGAUUGUAUGUGAUUGAAAACAAUGUUCUUUUUUUGUCAAAUGUUUCUAUAGAUUUUUCUUAGAAAUGUUUUAUUAACUCUUUCAAAAAAACUUGUAUACUAACAAAUAUUAUCUUUUCCAUUUCCUAGUAGGACAUAUUGAAACAUCCCAUUGCAAUUGUGGAUUUUUUAGAUCAACUUUGUGGGUUUUUUUCAAGAUAAUCAUUAUACAUUUUGAUUCAGUAUUACCAUGUAUAUUCU
Messenger RNA from Mesoplodon densirostris (Blainville's beaked whale), 4389 nucleotides. Its product is annotated as zinc finger protein 791-like. Lineage: Eukaryota; Metazoa; Chordata; Mammalia; Artiodactyla; Ziphiidae. Gene Ontology annotation, molecular function: RNA polymerase II cis-regulatory region sequence-specific DNA binding; DNA-binding transcription factor activity, RNA polymerase II-specific. The transcript has 6 exons. Bases 251 to 2110 code for a protein of 619 amino acids. Gene Ontology annotation, biological process: regulation of transcription by RNA polymerase II. The record is from RefSeq and is a predicted model, not a curated record.